AUCUGAUGUUUUAGUAUUUUGAAGGUACGUCAAUUUGACGAUUCUAUAAUGUAUAAUCCGGUAAAUAUCUUGUUUUUAGAAAGUUUAAUCCACGAGGACGUUAAUUAAGUUUUAGUUUAUAUAAUUACAUGCAUUUGUUAAGUGUAGUGAAAGGCUUACAGAUUGUAUUGUUUUGUUUGUGAUUUCCGAUAAUUUAGCGAUCCAUUGUCAUACAAAAAAAAUAUAUUUUUAAUUAUAAAAUAUACUUUACGUCCAUGUUACAAGUGAAUAAAAUAUCAUUACGGUGAAUAUUUAUGCUACUUUUGAGCUUCACGAAGACCAACGACAUUCAAGGAUUAUAAUUACAAAGUGCAUAAGUUUCAAUACAAAUGGGAGUUAAAUAAAUAAAUUAACCGGUGCACAGGAUUAGCGCCAUAAUAAUUGAUUCAUUAUUUGAGUAUAUAGUAAUAGUUGCGUUGACUAUCAUGACAGACACUAGACGAAGAGUCAAGCUUUACGCUCUGAACACUGACCGACAGUGGGACGACAGAGGAACGGGGCAUGUUUCAUCAUGUUAUGUGGAACGAUUGAAAGGAACCUCAUUACUUGUAAGGGCAGAGUCAGAUGGAACACUUCUGCUAGAGAGCAAAAUACAGCCCGACACAGCUUAUCAGAAACAGCAAGAUACUUUGAUAGUAUGGUCAGAAGGAGAUAAUUUUGACUUGGCAUUAAGUUUUCAAGAAAAAGCUGGCUGCGAUGAAAUAUGGGAGAAAAUAUGUCAGGUUCAAGGAAAAGAUCCCUCUGUUGAAAUUACACAAGACAUUGUAGAAGAGUCAGAAGAUGAGCGUUUUGAUGAAAUGUCAGAUAGUGUACAGCCAGUAGAGCUACCAGCAUGUGAAAUGGGUCGGCUGGAAGAUAUAAGUGAAUUAGUGAACAGUUGUCUUGUGUCACCUGCUAGAAAAGAUAAAUUAGCUGCAGCUUUGGAGACACAGCAUUACAUUAAGAAACUUCUAAAUCUCUUUCAUAUGUGUGAAGAUAUUGAAAAUAUUGAGGGACUUCAUCAUCUCUAUGAGAUAUUUAAAAGUAUAUUUCUUCUCAAUAAAAACACACUUUUUGACACAAUGUUUGCAGAUGACACUAUAUUUGAUGUAGUUGGCUGUUUAGAAUAUGAUCCCAGCUUACCCCAACCUAAAAAACACAGGGAAUACCUUAGAGAGCUAGCUAAAUUCCGAGAGGCCAUUCCUAUUAAGAAUAAGGAUCUGUUGGCAAAAAUACAUCAAACUUACAGAGUACAAUACAUCCAAGAUAUAGUUUUGCCCACACCAACUGUCUUUGAGGACAAUCUGCUAAGCACAUUGUCCAGUUUUAUAUUUUUUAAUAAGGUAGAAAUAGUAAAACUUAUAGAAGAGGAUGAUAAAUUUUUAACAGACUUAUUUAAAUUGCUGAUGGAUGAUAAGACACCCAAUGUCAAAAGGCGAGACUUAGUUCUAUUUUUAAAAGAGUUUUGUAAUUUUUCACAAAACUUACAACCUCAAGAUAAAGAUGCUUUUUAUAAGACAUUAGUUUCAUUGGGAAUCCUGCCAGCUUUAGAAAUAACUCUAGGCAUAGAUGAUCAGAAGACCAAGACUGCAUCAAUAGAUAUCUUAACUUAUAUUGUUGAAUUUUCACCCUCAGUUGUGAGGGAUUAUACGUUACAACAAGCUAACAACACAGAAGAGGAGCAAAUGUUGUUAAACAUUGUGAUAGAACAGAUGCUUAGGGAUCAAGACCCUGAGCUUGGUGGUGCGGUACAAUUAAUGGGUGUCUUACGUAUCCUUCUUGAUCCAGAGAGUAUGUUGGCUUCUGUCAACAAGAGUGAAAAGGCAGACUUUCUAAACUUCUUUUAUAAACAUAGUAUACAAACACUUAUAGCUCCGUUACUUGAAAAUACAACUGGAGAGAAGCCUUUAAAAGAAGAUUAUCACACAGUUCAACUUUUGGGUUUGGUACUUGAACUACUUUCUUUCUGCUGUGAACAUCACACAUACCAUAUCAAAACAUGCAUAUUAAAUAAGGACCUUCUCCGUCGUAUAUUGGUGCUUAUGAGAUCAACACACACAUUCUUAGUGCUUGGUGCACUAAGGUUUAUGAGGAAAAUCAUUGCUUUAAAAGAUGAAUAUUACAAUCGGUACAUCAUCAAAGGGAAUCUCAUUGCACCAGUUAUAGAUGCUUUCCUUAGGAAUAAUGGCAGGUACAACUUAUUAGAUUCAGCUAUAUUAGAGUUAUUUGAGUUCAUCAAAUUGGAAGAUAUAAAAUCUCUCUGUUCACAUGUUGUCGAAAACUAUGGGAAGAUCUUAGAAGAUGUUGAAUAUGUACAAACAUUUAAAGCUUUAAAAACACGGUAUGAUCAGCACCAGGAUAAAUUGAAGGAAAGAGAUAGAGUGAGUGGUAGCGUGGCGGUAGCGGAGGCGGUGGUACCGUCGCUGCUGCGCUCGCGGUAUCGUCGCGAGGCGCGCCAGCCCGACGACGAGGAGGAGAUGUGGUUCAACGACGACGACGAGCUGGAGGACGACGCGCCGCUCGACAGCGCGCAGGUCCACCCGCACCCGCACACGCACGCACACCAUGCGCUCGAUGCCAUCGGUAAAAUAGUCGAAAAGAAAGUAUGUUCGAGUACUGAAAGCGUGAAUGGUCCCAGCAGAGUGCUAUUGAGCACAACGACCGCCAGCAAGUCGGCACACACCGACGUUCAGGUAUCCACGCCCAGAUUACUCAAUAAGGGUCUCGUGGACUAUGACGGCGACUCGGACGAGGAGGAGGAGGGGGGCAGCAGCAGCGCGGCAGCAGACGAACGCGACGCGAAGCGACCGCGCCUGGCGUAGUGUCCGUUCCACCCCGACCUCCUGUUUCAAGGAAUAUAACUCCCGUCUCGCUCAGCUGUGCAAGGAACGCACAUGUAAGAAUACGUUCACUAUCUAGGAGCAGAUGCGACUUGUAACUCUACGAUUACUCGAAACCGCUAGGCGGAGAAGUACUUCUAGCUGUGUUAUGUCCACUUCAUGUAAAUACGAGUGACACUCCAGUUCCACUUCACUAGUUAGAGUAUGAAAUUUUUCAUACGGCGUAGUGUAAUUGUAAUUCCUUCGGACGGUAUUGAAAAUUUAGAACAAAUAUCGGUUAUAAAAUGUAUAAUUAUAUAUGUGAAAUAAUUUUAACGGCUAGGUUACGUUUCUGAUGGAUUGUUAAUUAACAAAAGUACAAAGGAUAUAUUACGAGUGGGAUUUAAAUUUUUAUAAUAAAAAUACUAAAGUCGAUCGCCGAAAUUGGUAUGUGUAAAUGUAUUUUGUAGAGACCUUACUUAGUUUGUCACGAUGACCACGAGACCAAUGUUUUUAAGGAGUCUGUAAUAAUAAAUGUGGAAUUGCUACACAGUAGUGGUUUCUUUAAUUUAACGAUUAUUAUUUAUCUAUCAAACAAUCUAUAAUUGUCUAGCCAUUGUUAAUUUUGCACAAUAAUUUAAUUGCAUUCCUUUGUCUUUCAUUGAGUUUCCCAGAGAUUUAUAUUUUACUUGACAUUGAGCUGUGAAUCAUUUUUUUACUCAAAAUAAAAUAGACGACUUACUAAUUAAAAUCAACACAAUUUAACUAAUUAUAAAUCACACAAUAUGUUAUAAUUU
Messenger RNA from Nymphalis io (European peacock), 3634 nucleotides. RefSeq names its product serine/threonine-protein phosphatase 4 regulatory subunit 3 (gene flfl). Lineage: Eukaryota; Metazoa; Arthropoda; Insecta; Lepidoptera; Nymphalidae. The transcript has 10 exons. Gene Ontology annotation, biological process: DNA damage response; protein dephosphorylation. Gene Ontology annotation, cellular component: nucleoplasm; protein phosphatase 4 complex. The coding region runs from base 465 to 2840 and encodes 791 amino acids. The record is from RefSeq and is a predicted model, not a curated record. Gene Ontology annotation, molecular function: protein phosphatase activator activity.